UACUUAAAACUUUUUUCCAACGACCCACAUUUUGACUUUUUGGAGAAUUAAAACGUUUUGCACCUUCGUCUCUCUUUCAUUCCCAAUUUUUCUUCAUAUUUUUUUCCUAAAGUGAUUGAUCUGAGAUUCAAAGCCUUUCUAUUCUUGACGACGUAUUCUUCUACAUAAGAAAAGUCCUUUUUGGAAGAGGAAGAGCUGAAGCAUUUUGUGAAUCAUAAUAGCUUGUAAUAUGCAAGGAACUGGCCGAUAAUGUUGGACCUAAUUGACUACUUUUCAUUGGACUUCUUCUUGUGAGAGGAGUUGACUAACAUGAUUCCCACUAAUAGCUCUAUUAAUGGGCAGAAAGAUGUAAGAGUUCAGGGACAAAGCUCUAAUUUGGCAAGCAGUUGCAGACAUGAUUUUGGGAUGACUUCUCUACCAAGCAAUUUGAUGGGAAAUGACACCAUCAGCGACUCUCAGGAUCAUGAAGCUAUGGAGCUAUAUUCACGUGCUAAAGCAAAACAGGAAGAAAUUCUAUAUCUUCGGGAACAGAUUGCUCUUGCCAGUGUUCGGGAAUCACAGCUCUUGAAUGAGAAGUAUGGACUUGAGAAGAAAUUUUCUGAACUACGCAUGGCGCUAGAUGAGAAGCAAAGUGAAGCAAUAAUGUCUGCCUCAAACGAACUGGCCCGCAGGAAAGGUGAUCUUGAAGAAAAUUUAAGAUUAGUCAACGAGUUAAAGGAUACAGAGAAUGACAGAUAUAUUUUUAUGUCAUCCAUGCUUGGAUUAUUGGCUGAAUAUGGCAUCUUUCCUCGUGUGGCUAAUGCCUCUAGUCUGACCAACAAUGUGAAGCACUUACACGAUCAACUGGAGAUGAAGAUCAGAACUUCACAUGCAAAAAUUGCACAAUUAAAUUCCAUGGUGACACAUCAUGCUAGAGGUGGAUCUUUUGAUAUGGAAUCACCUCAUUCUAGUUCCAUAAACAAUCAACUUCCAAGUGGUUCUAUGGGUAUGCCUGAAUAUCCAUCCUUUAAACAGUACAUUGAUGGAAAACAUAAUGAAGCAGUUGAUACCAGAUCAAGAGAUGGGCAAGCCAGUCUACAUUUACCAGCUGAAAGCUUGCGGCUCAAUCAUGAGAUGCAUCAGCAAGCAAAUAUUGGAAGUCAUUUCGAAAUCUCAUCCAAUACUGAUAGGGAUGUUCCCUUUCCCAGUAAAGAUAACUUGUUUGAUAGAAAUGGGGUGAAUGAGAGAUUUGAGGAGAGCACCGAUGAAAACCGUCAUAAUCCUCGUAUGGGAAAUGAGAUGGGUGGUUCUAUUAGUUCAGAAGGGGAAAGUCCUGGAAUAGAAAAUUUUCAAAUAAUCGGAGAAGCUAAACCAGGAUGCAGAAUUUUGGGUUGUGGGUUUCCUGUACGUGGAACUUCUCUUUGUAUGUUCCAGUGGGUCCGUCAUUAUCCUGAUGGUACAAGGCAGUAUAUUGAGGGUGCCACAAAUCCUGAAUAUGUAGUUACUGCUGAUGACAUUGAUAAACUUAUAGCUGUUGAAUGCAUACCGAUGGAUGACCAGGGACAUCAGGGGGAACUUGUCAGACUUUUUGCCAAUGAUCAAAACAAAAUAACAUGUGACCCAGACAUGCAAUCAGAGAUAGAUACCCAUAUUUCUGAAGGCCAGGCCACGUUUAAUGUUCUAAUGCUUGUCGAGUCUUCUGAGAACUGGGAACCAGCGAUUAUAUUUUUGCGGCGAUCAAGCUUCCAAGUCAAGGUUCAUAGAACACAAGCUGUUGUAAUAGCAGAAAAAUUUUCCAAAGAGUUGUCGAUCAAAAUUCCAAGUGGGUUGUCAACACAGUUUGUUAUCACAUGUUCCAAUGGGUCUUCACAUCCCUUCAGUACAAACAAUGAUAUAAGAAUGCGCGAUACUCUUGUGCUGACGAUGAGAAUCUUCCAAAGCAAGGCAUUGGAUGAGAAGAGGAAGGGGAAAAUAUAAACCUUUACUUUCUGUAUAGGUGCAUUAUUCAUGGCCAUUGUCAUUCUUUAUAUGAACCAAUAAAAAUAAAAAGUUAACAAUAAGCAGCAGGCUUUUGAUAAACAGUUUUGUUGAACUAGGAAGAAAGAUAGUUUCCCCCCCCCCCUCCUUUUGUCUUUCUAAAUUUUGUUGUUGUAAACUUGUAACUUUAAUCGGUGCUUACGAUUGCACCGUGUUAUAUCAUUGUAUUAGAUUGUCUUUUUUUCCCUUUGGCGUGACUUGUCGAUUUUGUAUCCUUUUGUUGUAUUUAUCAGAAAUCAGAAUUAGUGGUUGAUUGAA
This is a messenger RNA of Nicotiana tabacum (common tobacco), 2274 nucleotides long. NCBI's taxonomy places the organism in Eukaryota, Viridiplantae, Streptophyta, Magnoliopsida, Solanales, Solanaceae. The record is from RefSeq and is a predicted model, not a curated record.